This is a messenger RNA of Mus musculus (house mouse), 652 nucleotides long. It is a transcript of the gene Lcn11, whose product is annotated as lipocalin 11. The coding region runs from base 20 to 556 and encodes 178 amino acids. Gene Ontology annotation, cellular component: extracellular region. Lineage: Eukaryota; Metazoa; Chordata; Mammalia; Rodentia; Muridae. The transcript is spliced from 6 exons. Gene Ontology annotation, molecular function: small molecule binding. The record is from RefSeq and is marked validated.
ACCCACAUUGUGAGUGCUCAUGCCAAGAAGACACAGCAGAGGAAUGAAGCUUCUACUGCUGCUGAGUGUGGGGCUGGGCCUGACCUGGGCCCUGCAGGACUUCCACCCUGAGCAGGUAACAGGACCUUGGCACACCCUCAAGCUGGCUUCCACUGACCGGUCUCUCAUUGAGGAAGGAGGUGCCUAUCGGUGCUUCAUGACUGACAUUGUCCUCCUGGACAAUGGCAACCUGAAUGUCACCUACUUCCACAGGAAAGAUGGAAAGUGUGUGAAGGAAUUCUACAUCGCAGAGAAGACUGACACACCUGGACAGUACACCUUUGAGUACCAAGGCAGAAACUCUCUGACUUUUGUGCAUGUUACUGAGGACUUCGCCAUCAUGGACUUGGAAAACCAGAGUGAAGGGGGCACCACCAUUGUAAUUGAGUUCCACGGCAGGAGUCUGUCCACAGAUGAGCUCGGAUGGGAACGCUAUCUCGUUCACACACGCAGAAGAGGCAUCGCACCAGAGAACAUUGUGGACCUUUCCUUAUCUCGUCGAUGUGACACACACUAGUCAACAUUUCCAUGACCCACAUCUCUUGAAGCUUCUGCCUUCCAACGCUGACCCACCCUUCUCCGUGUAGUAAAUAAACUCAGUAUCUGCUCAAGA